This is a messenger RNA of Pimephales promelas (fathead minnow), 1123 nucleotides long. It is a transcript of the gene prl2, whose product is annotated as prolactin 2. NCBI's taxonomy places the organism in Eukaryota, Metazoa, Chordata, Actinopteri, Cypriniformes, Leuciscidae. Gene Ontology annotation, molecular function: hormone activity. Gene Ontology annotation, cellular component: extracellular region. The record is from RefSeq and is a predicted model, not a curated record. Gene Ontology annotation, biological process: positive regulation of receptor signaling pathway via JAK-STAT; response to nutrient levels.
CUCUGGACACUUUAAAUAGCAGUCCGACCCCUUGCUGUUCCACAACCUCUCCUCUCCUCUCCUCUCAGAAUGUCUAGGAGCCUGAAGCAAGUGGCUGUGCUACUUGUGGCACUUCUGUGCCUGGAUCCUCACGGCCGCGUCGGCUCUGCACCCAUCUGCGCAAAUGGGCCAUCAGGAUGCCACGUCCCGUCCCUGGGCGAUCUCUUCGACAGGGUCAUUCAGCACUCGGCCAGAAUGCACAGCCUCUCCAACGAUCUACACUCAGAGUUUGAACAGUAUUUCCUGCCCAGCAAAAAUCACAUCGGAAAGAUAUAUCGCAAAUGUCACACAUCCAACAUACUGACCCCUAAUGGCAAAGAAAAUGCACAGAAACUAGCUCGUGAAGAGUUAACCGAAGUGAUUCUGAAAUUGCUGUUGGCAUGGAAGGACCCCCUGUUCCAGCUGCACCAGAGCAUGGCUCACCAGCAGGACUUCAACAGCUUCAGCAGUAACAAAGCCCUGGAGAUGGGUGACAUGGCCCACGAGCUGAGGAAAGGGGUGGAGAAAGUCACUGAAAAGAUGAGGGUACUGGGAAUGCUUGGAAACUCUGUGACGGGUCUGUCGGCACCAGAAGCAAUGCUUCCUAUAUCUGACAGCGGAGAGGCCAUGAGUGACUACGAGCUCCUGUACUGCUUUCGCCGUGAUUCUAACAAAGUCCAGAACUAUCUAAAGAUCCUUAAGUGCAGAAUCGUACCUGAGCAUGACUGUUAGGAAGAAAAAAAACAUGGCCCUUUCACCUGCACUAAUGGACUACACAUGCUGGUCCCCACUUAUCAAGCAUGUUUGACUCUGUACCAUCAAUUAAUUGCUAGUUCUCCUAACCAAUUCACUUCUAUAAUUAUCAAAACAUAAAUAGUACGCAGCAAGUAAGGGGGAAAUUCUGUUUCGCCUCUAACUAGAAAUGAUCUCUGAAGUCAAUUCAUUCUUUCAAAUAUUUUUCUAUGCCUUCUAUUUAUAUUUCCACAUCAGUUACGCUCAUUUUAAUCAUUCUUUUUUCUUUUUUUUUUUUUGCUUUCAAAAUUUAUCCAUCAUUUUUCGCUGAAUGAACUGACAACACAAAAUUUAAAUAAAACAGUAGAUUCUU